AUGACUCGUACUUCCGUUCUAGCUGAUGCUCUAAAGACAAUUAUCAAUGCUGAAAAGACUGGUAAGCGUCAAGUUUUGAUUAGACCUUCUUCCAAGGUCAUCAUCAAGUUCCUACAAGUUAUGCAGAGACAUGGUUACAUUGGUGAAUUUGAAUACAUCGAUGAUCACAGAUCUGGUAAAUUGGUCAUUCAAUUGAACGGUAGAAUCAACAAAUGUGGUGUCAUCUCACCAAGAUUCAACGUUAAGAUUGCAGACAUUGAAAAGUGGACUGAAAACUUGUUGCCAGCUAGACAAUUCGGUUACGUUAUCUUGACUACUUCUGCUGGUAUCAUGGAUCAUGAAGAAGCUAGAAGAAAGCAUGUCUCUGGUAAAGUACUAGGUUUCGUUUACUAA
Messenger RNA from Torulaspora delbrueckii, 393 nucleotides. RefSeq names its product 40S ribosomal protein uS8 (gene RPS22B). The transcript is spliced from 2 exons. The record is from RefSeq and is a predicted model, not a curated record. Gene Ontology annotation, molecular function: structural constituent of ribosome. The coding region runs from base 1 to 393 and encodes 130 amino acids. Lineage: Eukaryota; Fungi; Ascomycota; Saccharomycetes; Saccharomycetales; Saccharomycetaceae. Gene Ontology annotation, biological process: translation. Gene Ontology annotation, cellular component: cytosolic small ribosomal subunit; ribosome.